UGCCCGUUAGGUGGUUGCCUGCGAACGGGCAUUCUAUAAUUCUAAUUUUCAUAAAUCCAAUCACUAAAUUUGUCAAGAAAAUGUUGGAUUAUCAUACAGGAUGGCCAUUUUUCCUGGUGGUUUUAUCAAAACUGGUACUUCUUACAGUAACAUUAGUUUCCAUCUAUUUCCUUCGUCCUGUUUGGUUAAUACUUGCUUGGACAUGGUAAGAUAAUGUAGAUUUCAAAUUUAAUCAAAUAUAUUGAUAUGUUGUUGUAGGUGGAUUGCAACCAAUCUCUUGAGAAUAAUACACCCUUCCGGAAAGUAUGCCACUUUGGCUUUAGUUAGAGCCUCGUUUCUGUGUAUGUGACAUUAGUUAAAGGCUAAUGUCUCAAUCACGAAAAUGAGAUGUAACCAAGGUGACAUACUGUCCAGAAGCGUCAAGCGUGUGUUCAAAGAUGAUAAAGCGGCAGCCAUUGUGGUGCUAAAUUCCAUGAAUUAAUUGUCUGUGCCAGUGUAGGUAGUGCCAAUAAUAUUAACAAGCUUUCGUUGGUAGAGAUGCAACAACCUGAAAAAUAUAAGAACAAUUUGAAUGUUUUGAGCGAAGGCCCUUCGUCUGAGUUACUAGCGCAAAUGGCCUUUGCUCGAAACGUUGAAAUUCUCCUUAUAUUUCUCAGGCAGUUGAAUCCCUACCAAUGAAAGCUUGUUACAGUCAAACCGGAUGUUCUCUUGCGAGCAACAUUGCAAUAUUGCCCCACAAUAUUGCAAUUUUGACAGGCAGAUUGCUCUGAGCAAAUUGCAACCAACGCAAACAAAUUGCAAGUUGGAAAUUCACAAAAGAUUUGUAAACAAAGCUUCUGAUUGGAUUAUAAGAAAGAGGGAAGCCAAUCAAAUAGUCUGAGCAACUGGAUUGGUGCAUCCCUCUUUCUUAUAGUCCAAUCAGAGGCUUUAUUUACAAAUCUUUUGUGAAUUUCAACUUGCAAUUUGUUCGCGUCGGUUGCAAAUUGCUCAGAGCAAUCUGCCUAUCAAAAUUGCAAUAUUGUGGGACUUACAUUUCCAUUUGAUAGGUAUAGAACAUGGCGAGCAGGUUUAAAAAAACACCAUCUUAAGAUCACGGACGAACUACAAAUUGCAUAUUUAGAAAGGAAAGGCAAUAUGGCAAAUAGUGAAGUUUUGCUGUUUGUUCAUGGCUUCACUGGUGACAAAGCAAUCUUUUGUGACGUAGUCCGGUAUUUGCCGACAAAUUAUCAUGUGAUUCUCAUUGAUCUGCCCGGCCAUGGAGAGUCAAAGCCAAAUGAUGAUAAAUCAGAUUACAGACCUUCAGUUUUGGUUGAUUAUGUUCAUAAGGUAAAUUGUGUUGGAUAAUAAGUACCAUUGAAGAAAUCCAAUCUUCCCUUGAUGAGUAAAAUCAUCUGGCAUUAGACAGAGUAAAAUAAUAAAGUAUUAACAGGUUGCAUGGGCAGAUAGUUUGAUUGACCCAUUGAGUGCUGGCACUGUCCCCUUGAUGGUCUUGAUGAGUAAAAUUGUCUCGUAUUAGACUGGGUAAAAUAAUAAAGGUAAGGUACAUUUGGGCAGUUGAUAAGCCAGCAAAUUCUAAAAAAAUGUUUAAUUUAGCUUAGUAAUUAACACUGGAGCAAUAGGGGACAAAUCUUACUGGUGCUGUAGCAAAAACAAUUUAGAACUGGUAGAGCUAUCCUAUAUGUUUCCUUGUGUAGUAAUGUUGGACAUUUACUAAGGGAUGAACCUUAUUUGGACGUCUAGGGAGCAACGUUUGGAACUCAUGGAGCUAUCCAGCAUACCAAGUAAAUAAAUGUAGUUGGGUUUAGUUUGAAAAUGUUUAAAUCUGUUUUUCUUAGUUUGUCAAGGCUUAUGGUUUUGGGGAUAGAAAGUUGUGCAUGAUUGGCUCAUCGAUGGGUGGGGCAAUCGCUGGUAUAUAUGCUGCAAGAUAUAGUGACGAGUCAUUAUCGUCUGUUGUGCUGGUUUGCCCUGCUGGAAUUCAUUCUCCUGAAGUGACUGAAUUUUUGAAGAAGUCUCAUGAUGAUCUUGGCAAGAAUGUGGAAGGGAGUGUUUUGUUACCAAACACCACACAAGAGUUUAAUGACAUGCUACAUUUAGUUAUGUAUCAUAAGAUCAAUAUGCCAUCAAAUAUUGCAAUGGCUUUUCUUGAAUUGAAACAAAUGAAAGCUGAUGUUCAUAAAAAAGGUAAAGUUUUGUGAUGCAGACACCUCUCUAAUAAAGACACCUCUCUAAUACAGACAUCUCUCUAAUACAGACACCUCUCUAAUACAGACACCUCUCUAAUACAGACACCUCUCUAAUACAGACACCUCUCUAAUACAGACACCUCUCUAAUAAAGACAUCUCUCUAAUACAGACACCUCUCUAAUAAAGACACCUCUCUAAUACAGACACCUCUCUAAUGCAGAUAUCUCUCUAAUACAGACACCUCUCUAAUACAGACACCUCUCUAAUACAGACACCUCUCUAAUACAGACACCUCUCUAAUACAGACACCUCUCUAAUACAGACACAUCUCUAAUACAGACACCUAUCUAAUACAGACACCUCUCUAAUAUAGAUACCUCUCUAAUACAGAAACCUCUCUAAUACAGACACCUCUCUAAUACAGACACCUCUCUAAUACAGACACCUCUCUAAUACAACAUCUCUCUAAUACAACAUCUCUCUAAUACAGAAACCUCUCUAAUACCAAAACCUCUCUAAUACAGAAACCUCUCUAAUACAGAAACCUCUCUAAUACAGAAACCUCUCUAAUACAGAAACCUCUCUAAUAUAGACAUCUUUUUAAUAUAGACACCUCUUUAAUACAGACAUCUCUCUAAUACAGACAUCUCUCUAAUAUGAACAGAUGAUAAACUAUUUUCUUCCUUUCUUAGUUAUGAGUGAUAUGAAGAUCGAUGGUGAAUAUUUGAUGUUGGAUAAAGUUCUUGAAGAAAUUCAACAUCCAGUGCUGUGUGUUUGGGGAGAAAAUGACCAGGUCUGAAUUCAACUCGAUAGUUGUGUGCGUUUAUGUGGAAAAUACCAGCCCAGUUUAAGUGAGAUAGAGAGCCAGGUACCCCCCCCCUCUCCACCCUGAUUUAUUUUUAUUAUCAUAACAGGCCUAGAAGAGAAACCAACACUAGUUUUCAAGCGUGGGGAAGUUGGGUAACCUGAGUAAAUCUCUGCCCUUGACCUACGAUAGCAAGCGUGAGGGAGGAUUUCCACUUACAGAGAAAUAUUUUGCUUGAUUUCUUUUCAAUUGUGACCAUCCAAAUAAAUCACUUGACCACUCACAAUUCAAAAGAGAUCGAGCUAAAAAUUUUGACAGCGAUAUUUUUCUUGCAAGUGGAAAUCCAGCAUAAUUCAGGGGGAAGGGGCACUAUGCUGACCAUGCCCCCUGCCCCCCCCCUCCCCGCUUGCCCAUGCUUCCCCUCAACAUUGUUCUUUUCAUAUUGUUUCAGAUUCUACAUGUAUCUGGUAGCAUCGUUAUAAAACAACGUGUGAAAAAUGCAGAGAUUCACGUGUUGGAUAGAUGUGGCCAUGCUGUGACAUUAGACAGACCUAGGAAACUUGUCAAGAUCAUCACUCGUUUCUUGGAAAAAGUUACAACAACAACUUAAUUAUAACAUCUGAAAAUUUUUUGAGAAUUUUUACUUGUGAUUUAAGGAAUUUAUAAUAAGCCCUAGCUCCACAUACGAAGAAAAUUCAACAGAAAUGACUGUUUAAUCAAUGUAUGUACAAUUUAGAUAAAAUUCCUGUCUUGAAUUAUACAGAACCAUUAGCUUUGAUUUUCUUGGAUUACAAUUUGUAAACAUGUUACGUG
Molecule: messenger RNA, 3802 nt
Organism: Paramuricea clavata
Lineage: Eukaryota; Metazoa; Cnidaria; Anthozoa; Malacalcyonacea; Plexauridae
Source: the annotation of a GenBank genome assembly